AUGUUUGCUUCGUUUUUAGGGAGAAAUCGAUCAUCGUCAUCAUCGGACGAGGGUGUUCGAGGAGGUGGAAACAACGCUUCUGAACACUACUACAUCACGGAUGAAAAUAUUUUGCAAGAUUUUAGGAAAAUAUAUGGCGAUGGUGAAAUGAUUGAAACUGGAGCAAGAGAUUACUUUCAAAAGUAUUGGCAUGAUACAAAGUGGAGUGAUGAAGAAAGAACAAGGCACAUGAUCGGGUUUUUUAGAGACGUUGUUUUUGAAAUUCCAAAGCAUCAAGAACAGGAAUUACAGCUUCCAACACGACAAAACAUGGGGAGAACUCAACUUGAACAAUUAUUGAGUGGUGGAACUGCACCGGAUCUUCAAACAUUGAUGCAAUUUCUGAGAGGAUUUACUCCAGAAACCACAUCUGACGCAAAGGUUCCUACUGAUGAGGCAGUCAUGAAGGGUAUUGAAUGGUUCGAAGUUUUCUUGUACUUUGGUAAUCCUAAAAAACAGAACUUUUAUCGAAAAAUGGUUACCACCAACAGAGGUGUUUGUGGUAAAACUUGGACUGUUGGUGAUUUGGCCUUCAAGUGCCGCACUUGCCAAAAAGAUCCAACAUGCGCAAUUUGUGAAGAAUGUUUCAAAAAGGGUAACCAUGAAGGCCAUGACUACACGAUGACCAGAACGUCAAACGGUAUGUGUGACUGUGGAGAUGCAGAAGCGUGGUCUGAAGCAGGUUUUUGUUGUGACCACACCGGCAGAAGCGACCCAUUAGCACACCUGGAUCAUAAUUACAAACAAUUACUAGAGGUAUUAAUGAUGUCAAUAUUCGGAAAUGAUGGAGUUAUCAUGAUGUACAUACGAAAGAUAGUAGAAAAGUUUAACAGUAUUGAAGAUGAAAAAGAGAGACAAAAAUCUCUUCAGCUUCAAACUCUUUAUCAAAACUUUGUUUACAUGCUUGAAUCUAUUGCAGAAAAGAUUAACUCAUCUCCUUGUUUGAAAAACUUGGCUUACCACGAGUUAAGAAAAUUAGGAAACAAAGAAAACAUCACCAUUGUGGACGAGCAAUUGCAAUCCAUGCCAAAAAUGUCACAAUCUGCUAAGACCAAAUUUUAUGAGCUUUAUUCAGCACUAAUUACUGAUGCAGAAUUUAAACUGUUCUUUUCCGAGUGUUUCCUCAGAAACUAUUCUCUAAUUAUUUCAGAUUAUAUUGCCUUUACAAAAAAGAAGAAAGAGGCUAAUUCAUAUUUUGCAGAGGAUGAAGACGAAGAUGUCUCAAAAGAUGUUCACGUUUCUAGCAUUUCAGUUCAACUAUUUACCACUCCUACCAUUGCUACCCACUUAGUAGACAAGUGUAACCUUGUAUCCAUAUUGUUAGACAGUUUAAUUGAAGCUAUUGAAGAAGAGGCUCAAAUGGAUGAUUCUAGAAACAACAAGCUCGUGUACAAACCAGUGACCACUACACACAAAAUUGAUGCAGUAUAUCAUGUUAUAUUUGAUAUAUCAUAUUGUGUGAUACACAAACGAUUUUGUGAAGAGCUAUUACUUAACGAGGAAUGCUUGCAUAAGUUUCUAACAUUUUUAUCCUACAUCCAAGCAGCAUCCGAUAUUAAACGGUUGGAUACCGAUGAAAGCCAAUGGUUUACCAUAUUUAACUUGGAGAUGAUUACAUUACCCAAGAUUGCAAGAAAAGUCACGAACGUUAUCGAAACAUUUUCCGAAAACACCAAUUACAUAGGACUGCUAAAACAGAUAGUUCGUUCUCUUGCCAAGUUUAUUAAGGAUGAUAAUGUGGAAAUUGAUAAUGAUGGAACAGUGAAGAAUGAGAAGCCAUUCAAUAUUCCAAUUACAUAUCACCUGCCGAUUCAAAGAUUUGCUACCACUGUAUUUAUUCAACUUAUGACUAGAUAUCCUACUCUUGAAAUUCGAGAUACCAUUUCAAAUAUUCUCAAAGAAACAACUCCCAGUGAUGUAGACAUUACUAAUAAGUUCUUGUUGCAAGUGGUUGAACACCCUUUAAAAGAGUUUGUAACUGGUGCCCAAAUUAAUGCGAGAUUAUGGCAAAGAAAUCAUGAACACAUUCUUGAUCAACACUUUAACUUUGCUAGCGAAAAAUUUGCAGAUUACGCUUAUUGCAAUGACUUUUUUUUGGUUCAACUGAUAUUUGGUCUGAUUGACAAUAAUGAACUUAUCUACAAGACUUUACUGAAGAAAUUCAACAACACUCUGGGCCAUAUUAAAUUAUAUACCAUGAGUAAGCCAACAGAAGAUGAAGAUAGACGUGCAGUAUUAGAGGAAGAAUUCGUAAGGUUAUUAUUGACUAUAUACUCCAACAGAGUGAAUAUGGAGUCAAUGACCAAUUGGGACAUUUGCCGUCAAUACGUUUUGCACUAUCUCUUCUCGGAACAAAAAUGUAAAUUUUCUGACAUUGUAAACUCUAUUCCCAAGUCAUUUAGAUCAGAUGUAGAUGUUAAAGCGUUUGUGAAUGAAGUUGCCAAUUUUCACAAGCCAAAGGGAUCACAUGAACAAGGAUACUUUACUGUUAAAUCAAACCAAUGGGAUGAGUUUAAUCCUUAUUUCAUUAGUAUGAGCUCACAAAAAUAUUAUCAAGCAAUCGAGAAUUACAAAGCACAACAUGGAGGCAAGUCAUCUCCACCCUUGUUCCUGGAAAAACCUACUCACGCUGCCAAUACUCAAAUUGAGCAUGGGUUGAUGAACUUGAUUGUUUCGUCAUAUCUCUACAAGAUCAUUUUUUUGGUGAUGUAUAGAUCUGUGAAAACUAGUGCCUCCGAGCAACUACCACCCUACAUUUUACAUGCAUUGUUGGCUUCUUUAAAUUCCUUAGACACUAGGAAUUACAAGCUCACACGUCCUCCUCAAAAAACUUUAUUUUCUCCCAUCUCAAAUGCGCUCGACAUUCCAUUCAAAGAAAACGAGUCUCCAAUCAAUUAUGUUUUGCAGUCUAUUGAAAUGGAGGACGGCUCAAGAUAUUCAAUCAUUGAAUUGUUAUUCAAGGUAUCAGGUCAACCUGAGCUUGUUGAGAAAAUAUUGAAUAGGUUGAGCGAAUUGAAUGAAACAUGUGAUCAAAUAAUAUUGGAGGCUAAAUCAGUGACCGAGAGUUCUAGACACAAAGAAGAAAAGGAUCGUAAGAAACAAAAAGCGUUGGAAAGUCGGCAAAAACUAUUAGAGAAAAUGAAGGCUAGCCAGCAAAAAUUCGCACUAAGCCUCGACGAAGACGAGGAAGUGGUCGAAAGCGUCGACAAACUCAAAUGUGCAUUCUGUCACGACCACCAGUCUCCUGAAGGAAAUACCUCCCUUUCUCUGAUGUGUCAAAUUGUGAAAAAUCCAUUUCCUCACAUUGUCUAUUCCAACGACAACCAAAAAGUGUUUCCAAAUAUCGAAAACAAAAUUGUAGUUGACAUUGGAGACCUUACUGAAAUGUUUUCUGAUGUCAACAAGGAACACAAUGUGCAAAUCAAUUACUGUUCUCAUGCUUGCCAUGCAGAUUGCUAUGAUCGAUAUUAUUCGAACUUACUUCAAGAAGAAUCAAGAAGGAGAAGAUAUAAGGGAUUUGGUCAAAUUAACUUGGAAUCAAUGGAGAUUCUCUGUCCCGUUUGUAAUAGAGUUAUCAAUUGCUUGUGUCCACUAGCUUCAAGCACUCAUACUCAUGUGGACAAUACCAACUCCACCUACUCGUAUUCUUUGCCUGAUUUGGAUGACAUCAAAUCCAUAUUUACGAACCUGAGCAUUAAGAAUGCUGUUGAGGAUGUUAAAACCAACACAACAUUUUCCACUUUCUCAGAAAAGAUUAUUCGUAAAAAGAAAGAAGACCUCGGCGAUACUUUAGAUCCAAUGGAAAUAUCUAUUGAAAAUUUUGAAAGAACAGACUCGUCAUACUUUUGUAAUGCUCUCAUCUCCGAACUGGUUGUGGAGGAAAUUUUACAAAGAAGCUCAAGUUUGUCAGUGGUUUCACCUCUUUCUGAAUCAAGCAGAAAAUCUAUUUCUCAUCUUUUUGAUCUCCUCAUAUCAUAUCAACAAUUGAGUGAAGAUAACAAGAAAACCAGCUCGCUUCAACUGAAAGCACUUUAUGCAUCAUUGAUGGGAUUAACUGAAUUUGAAAAUCUCAAACUCUAUAACGAACAAAAGAGAAGUGGAAAGAUGUAUUUGCCUUUGCUGAGCAGUGAUAUGUUUUCUUUACUGGUUCGAUUAACCACCUUACUUUUUUCAUCACAAGUCGCCCUCAAGAAAUCCCAAUAUCACGAAAUACUUGGACUUUUAUAUCAGGCUCUCGUUAUUCAAAUAAUAAUCCAAUUCAAUAUUAGAUUAGGAGUUAGUGUAAGCACUGGAGUAGAGAGUUUAGAUGAAGAUAUAACUUCAAUAGCAAAUAUUCCAAUUGUGUCUAGUUUCCAACGUAAGGUUGUGGAUUUAACAGAACAAGAGAUGGAAGCAUUUUCUUUAGCUUUUUUAAGAAGAGCAGCAUUAUAUCAUUCUUUCUUAUUCCCUGAUGAAGUGUUACCCAUUGGAAAUGAUUACUCUCAAUUGCGUUCUUAUUUGAAAUUGCCUUCAAUUAGUGAACUCUUGAUGGCCAUCAAAAAUUCUCCAGCCCAUAAUGAUCUAAUUGCAAAAUGGAUAGAACAAGUCACACUUUCGAUGCAAUCUAUUUCAGCAAUUGUAUUGGAGACGGAAAACUUCGAAGAAGACGAGGAAAGUUUGUAUGUACUUCAAGCAGAUUCUUUACUGCCAUUCUUUGGAAAGUGUCACCCAUUUUCUUUCAUUGAGCUACCUCGCUUGUAUGAAGAUAUUUUCCUUCAAUACCACAACGAAGCAUGUCCUGAAUGUGGUAAAAAGUUGGAAAAUCCAACUCUUUGUCUCAUCACAGGAAAAAUUGCAUGGCUCAAAAACUGUUCAUGUUCCAAAGAUGAGCCACUUGGAAAAUGUACACGACACGCUCGAGAACACUUUUCAGGAUUUGGACUAUUCUUAAUGGUACCUUCUUCUAGAUUACUGUUGUUGCACGAGGGUAGAUCUUCCAUUUUACCAAGCCCAUAUCUCGACUCGAUGGGAGAAGAAGAUAAGAAUUUGCGCAGAGGUGUUCCUUUGUUCUUCCAUAAAGAACGUCUUGAGGAGUUCAUUCCAAAACUUGCCAGAAUGAAUUGGGAUCAUGACACAAUAAUAUUGGAAAAGAGCACGGUUCUAAACUCACAUACCGUGUAG
Molecule: messenger RNA, 5199 nt
Organism: Naegleria lovaniensis
Lineage: Eukaryota; Heterolobosea; Eutetramitea; Acrasida; Naegleriidae
Exons: 2
Coding region: 1-5199 (1732 amino acids)
Biological process (GO): protein ubiquitination; ubiquitin-dependent protein catabolic process via the N-end rule pathway
Cellular component (GO): ubiquitin ligase complex; cytoplasm
Molecular function (GO): zinc ion binding; ubiquitin protein ligase activity
Source: RefSeq, a predicted model, not a curated record